CUCAAGAAGGAUCUCCUCACAUUUGAAAUUCUGAAAAUGAAAAUCUUUGUGUUCACCAUUGUCAUUGCACUGCUGUGCAUAGCUCAGGAACUCAAAGCAACUGAAUCAUCACAAACUCCUACAGCUUGCUGUUUUAAAUUCACCAACAAGCAACUACCUAAAAAAUCAAUCGAUUAUUUUGAAGUAACAAGCAACAAAUGUCCAUUACCUGGAGUGAUAUUUCACACUAAAAAGGGUCACCAAGUUUGUGCAAGUGCAAAUGAAAACUGGGUACAGGAGCACAUUAAAAAUUUCCUGCUGAAGAAUUAAUUAGGAGGAAAAGGAAGAUAAGAUACAGAAAACACUGUCGUAAUUUGGAAAAUCAGUGAAAGACUCAGUAUUGUAAGCACCCAAACAAAAAGAACUGUUCUAUGGUGAAUUAACUAACAUCUGGCUUUGGGAGAAUAAAAAUCUUCACUGGUACUAACUUCACUUUGAAUGCAGAACUGUUCUUAUUGCACACUUUAAACCGCAAUAACAUGCUAACACGUUGUCUUUAUAAUUGCAUUACAAUGACAUAUAUCAUAGUUAAAACUGAUUUGAAAUAAUAAAAGGACUCAAUUGUACAGGCCUCAUUUAUUUCUUGGAUUGGAUUCAUUUAUAUUAGUGAGAAUGCAAAAAAAAAAAUACUGAAUGUCACCAAGAUGCAAUAUUGCAAAAGCAGAAUAAUGACAACAUGAUGUGAUGAGAUGGGCCACUUGAAAGACUUUGUAUUUCAAUUUGAUGCAUCUCCAAAAGCAAUUGUUUAAGUUCUCUUAACAAACUCCUACUGGAAGUGUUGCAAAUUGUGCAAUAUUGUAAUUUAUACCUUAAAUUUAAUUUUAAAAUUGUUCUUAAUGUAUGCAAAAUAAUUUUAUUGUCUUGCUCUUUG
Messenger RNA from Polypterus senegalus (gray bichir), 910 nucleotides. RefSeq names its product C-C motif chemokine 3-like. Gene Ontology annotation, biological process: positive regulation of ERK1 and ERK2 cascade; immune response; chemokine-mediated signaling pathway. The transcript has 3 exons. Gene Ontology annotation, molecular function: chemokine activity; CCR chemokine receptor binding. The record is from RefSeq and is a predicted model, not a curated record. Gene Ontology annotation, cellular component: extracellular region. Lineage: Eukaryota; Metazoa; Chordata; Cladistia; Polypteriformes; Polypteridae. The coding region runs from base 37 to 309 and encodes 90 amino acids.